AUGCUCAUUCCCAUGCUCAUUCCCAUGCUCAUUCCCAUGCUCAUUCCCAUGCUCAUUCCCAUGCUCAUUCCCAUGCUCAUUCCCAUGCUCAUUCCCAUGCUCAUUCCCAUGCUCAUUCCCAUGCUCAUUCCCAUGCUCAUUCCCAUGCUCAUUCCCAUGCUCAUACCCCAUGCUCAUCCCAUGCUCAUCCCAUGCUCAUCCCCCCAUGCUCAUUCCCAUGCUCAUCCCCAUGCUCAUUCCCAUGCUCAUUCCCAUGCUCAUCCCCAUGCUCAUUCCCAUGCUCAUUCCCAUGCUCAUUCCCAUGCUCAUUCCCAUGCUCAUUCCCAUGCUCAUUCCCAUGCUCAUUCCCAUGCUCAUUCCCAUGCUCAUUCCCAUGCUCAUUCCCAUGCUCAUUCCCAUGCUCAUUCCCAUGCUCAUUCCCAUGCUCAUUCCCAUGCUCAUUCCCAUGCUCAUUCCCAUGCUCAUUCCCAUGCUCAUUCCCAUGCUCAUUCCCAUGCUCAUUCCCAUGCUCAUUCCCAUGCUCAUUCCCAUGCUCAUUCCCAUGCUCAUUCCCAUGCUCAUUCCCAUGCUCAUUCCCAUGCUCAUUCCCAUGCUCAUUCCCAUGCUCAUUCCCAUGCUCAUUCCCAUGCUCAUCCCCAUGCUCAUCCCCAUGCUCAUUCCCAUGCUCAUUCCCAUGCUCAUUCCCAUGCUCAUUCCCAUGCUCAUUCCCAUGCUCAUUCCCAUGCUCAUUCCCAUGCUCAUUCCCAUGCUCAUUCCCAUGCUCAUUCCCAUGCUCAUCCCCAUGCUCAUCCCCAUGCUCAUCCCCAUGCUCAUCCCCAUGCUCAUCCCCAUGCUCAUCCCCAUGCUCAUCCCCAUGCUCAUCCCCAUGCUCAUCCCCAUGCUCAUCCCCAUGCUCAUCCCCAUGCUCAUCCCCAUGCUCAUCCCCAUGGCUCAUCCCAUGCUCAUCCCCAUGCUCAUCCCCAUGCUCAUCCCCAUGCUCAUCCCAUGCUCAUCCCCAUGCUCAUCCCCAUGCUCAUCCCCAUGCUCAUCCCCAUGCUCAUCCCCAUGCUCAUCCCCAUGCUCAUCCCCAUGCUCAUCCCCAUGCUCAUCCCCAUGCUCAUUCCCAUGCUCAUCCCCAUGCUCAUCCCCAUGCUCAUCCCCAUGCUCAUCCCCAUGCUCAUCCCAUGCUCAUCCCCAUGCUCAUCCCCAUGCUCAUCCCCAUGCUCAUCCCCAUGCUCAUCCCCAUGCUCAUCCCCAUGCUCAUUCCCAUGCUCCAUUCCCCAUGCUCAUCCCCAUGCUCAUCCCCAUGCUCAUCCCCAUGCUCAUCCCCAUGCUCAUCCCCAUGCUCAUCCCCAUGCUCAUUCCCAUGCUCAUUCCCAUGCUCAUCCCAUGCUCAUCCCCAUGCUCAUCCCCAUGCUCAUCCCCAUGCUCAUUCCCAUGCUCAUCCCCAUGCUCAUCCCCAUGCUCAUUCCCAUGCUCAUCCCCAUGCUCAUUCCCAUGCUCAUCCCCAUGCUCAUCCCCAUGCUCAUCCCCAUGCUCAUCCCCAUGCUCAUCCCCAUGCUCAUCCCCAUGCUCAUCCCCAUGCUCAUCCCCAUGCUCAUCCCCAUGCUCAUCCCAUGCCUCAUUCCCAUGCUCAUCCCCAUGCUCAUUCCCAUGCUCAUCCCCAUGCUCAUUCCCAUGCUUUCCCAUUCCCCCAUGCUCAUCCAUGCUCAUCCCAUGCUCAUUCCCAUGCUCAUCCCCAUGCUCAUUCCCAUGCUCAUCCCAUGCUCAUCCCCAUGCUCAUCCCCAUGCUCAUCCCCAUGCUCAUCCCCAUGCUCAUCCCCAUGCUCAUCCCCAUGCUCAUCCCCAUGCUCAUUCCCAUGCUCAUUCCCAUGCUCAUUCCCAUGCUCAUCCCAUGCUCAUCCCCAUGCUCAUCCCCAUGCUCAUUCCCCAUGCUCAUUCCCAUGCUCAUUCCCAUGCUCAUUCCCAUGCUCAUCCCCAUGCUCAUCCCCAUGCUCAUCCCCAUGCUCAUCCCAUGCUCAUCCCCAUGCUCAUCCCCAUGCUCAUCCCCAUGCUCAUCCCCAUGCUCAUCCCCAUGCUCAUCCCCAUGCUCAUUCCCAUGCUCAUCCCCAUGCUCAUUCCCAUGCUCAUCCCCAUGCUCAUUCCCAUGCUCAUUCCAUGCUCAUCCCCAUGCUCAUCCCCAUGCUCAUCCCCAUGCUCAUCCCCAUGCUCAUCCCCAUGCUCAUUCCCAUGCUCAUUCCCAUGCUCAUCCCCAUGCUCAUCCCCAUGCUCAUUCCCAUGCUCAUCCCCAUGCUCAUUCCCAUGCUCAUUCCCAUGCUCAUCCCCAUGCUCAUUCCCAUGCUCAUCCCCAUGCUCAUUCCCAUGCUCAUCCCCAUGCUCAUCCCCAUGCUCAUUCCCAUGCUCAUCCCCAUGCUCAUUCCCAUGCUCAUCCCCAUGCUCAUUCCCAUGCUCAUCCCCAUGCUCAUUCCCAUGCUCAUUCCCAUGCUCAUCCCCAUGCUCAUUCCCAUGCUCAUUCCCAUGCUCAUUCCCAUGCUCAUCCCCAUGCUCAUCCCCAUGCUCAUUCCCAUGCUCAUCCCCAUGCUCAUUCCCAUGCUCAUCCCCAUGCUCAUUCCCAUGCUCAUCCCCAUGCUCAUUCCCAUGCUCAUCCCCAUGCUCAUCCCCAUGCUCAUCCCCAUGCUCAUCCCCAUGCUCAUCCCCAUGCUCAUCCCCAUGCUCAUCCCCAUGCUCAUCCCCAUGCUCAUUCCCAUGCUCAUCCCCAUGCUCAUUCCCAUGCUCAUCCCCAUGCUCAUUCCCAUGCUCAUUCCCAUGCUCAUCCCCAUGCUCAUCCCCAUGCUCAUCCCCAUGCUCAUCCCCAUGCUCAUCCCCAUGCUCAUCCCCAUGCUCAUCCCCAUGCUCAUCCCCAUGCUCAUCCCCAUGCUCAUUCCCAUGCUCAUCCCCAUGCUCAUUCCCAUGCUCAUUCCCAUGCUCAUUCCCAUGCUCAUCCCCAUGCUCAUCCCCAUGCUCAUCCCCAUGCUCAUCCCCAUGCUCAUCCCCAUGCUCAUUCCCAUGCUCAUUCCCAUGCUCAUCCCCAUGCUCAUCCCCAUGCUCAUUCCAUGCUCAUCCCCAUGCUCAUUCCCAUGCUCAUUCCCAUGCUCAUCCCCAUGCUCAUUCCCAUGCUCAUCCCCAUGCUCAUCCCCAUGCUCAUCCCCAUGCUCAUCCCCAUGCUCAUCCCCAUGCUCAUCCCCAUGCUCAUCCCCAUGCUCAUUCCCAUGCUCAUCCCCAUGCUCAUCCCCAUGCUCAUCCCCAUGCUCAUCCCCAUGCUCAUCCCCAUGUUCAUUCCCAUGCUCAUCCCCAUGCUCAUCCCCAUGCUCAUUCCCAUGCUCAUUCCCAUGCUCAUCCCCAUGCUCAUCCCCAUGCUCAUCCCCAUGCUCAUCCCCAUGCUCAUCCCCAUGCUCAUCCCCAUGCUCAUCCCCAUGCUCAUCCCCAUGCUCAUCCCCAUGCUCAUUCCCAUGCUCAUCCCCAUGCUCAUUCCCAUGCUCAUCCCCAUGCUCAUUCCCAUGCUCAUUCCCAUGCUCAUCCCCAUGCUCAUCCCAUGCUCAUCCCCAUGCUCAUCCCCAUGCUCAUCCCCAUGCUCAUUCCCAUGCUCAUUCCCAUGCUCAUCCCCAUGCUCAUCCCCAUGCUCAUUCCCAUGCUCAUCCCCAUGCUCAUUCCCAUGCUCAUUCCCAUGCUCAUCCCCAUGCUCAUUCCCAUGCUCAUCCCAUGCUCAUCCCCAUGCUCAUCCCCAUGCUCAUCCCCAUGCUCAUCCCCAUGCUCAUCCCCAUGCUCAUCCCCAUGCUCAUCCCCAUGCUCAUCCCCAUGCUCAUCCCCAUGCUCAUCCCCAUGCUCAUCCCCAUGCUCAUCCCCAUGCUCAUCCCCAUGCUCAUCCAUGCUCAUCCCCAUGCUCAUCCCCAUGCUCAUCCCCAUGCUCAUCCCCAUGCUCAAUCCCCAUGCUCAUCCCCAUGCUCAUCCCCAUGCUCAUCCCCAUGCUCAUCCCCAUGCUCAUCCCCAUGCUCAUUCCCAUGCUCAUUCCCAUGCUCAUUCCCCAUGCUCAUUCCCCAUGCUCAUCCCCAUGCUCAUCCCCAUGCUCAUUCCCAUGCUCAUUCCCAUGCUCAUCCCCAUGCUCAUCCCAUGCUCAUCCCAUGCUCAUCCCAUGCUCAUCCCAUGCUCAUUCCCAUGCUCAUCCCCAUGCUCAUCCCAUGCUCAUCCCCAUGCUCAUCCCCCAUGCUCAUCCCCAUGCUCAUCACCAUGCUCAUCCCCAUGCUCAUCCCCAUGCUCUCCCAUGCUCAUCCCAUGCUCAUCCCCAUGCUCAUUCCCAUGCUCAUCCCCAUGCUCAUUCCCAUGCUCAUUCCCAUGCUCAUCCCCAUGCUCAUUCCCAUGCUCAUCCCCAUGCUCAUUCCCAUGCUCAUCCCCAUGCUCAUCCCCAUGCUCAUUCCCAUGCUCAUCCCCAUGCUCAUUCCCAUGCUCAUCCCCCAUGCUCAUUCCCAUGCUCAUCCCCAUGCUCAUUCCCAUGCUCAUUCCCAUGCUCAUUCCCAUGCUCAUUCCCAUGCUCAUCCCAUGCUCAUUCCCAUGCUCAUUCCCAUGCUCAUUUCCCAUGCUCAUUCCCAUGCUCAUUCCCAUGCUCAUCCCCAUGCUCAUCCCCAUGCUCAUCCCAUGCUCAUCCCCCCAUGCUCAUUCCCAUGCUCAUUCCCAUGCUCAUUCCCAUGCUCAUUCCCAUGCUCAUUCCCAUGCUCAUUCCCAUGCUCAUUCCCAUGCUCAUUCCCAUGCUCAUUCCCAUGCUCAUUCCCAUGCUCAUUCCAUGCUCAUUCCCAUGCUCAUUCCCAUGCUCAUUCCCAUGCUCAUUCCCAUGCUCAUUCCCAUGCUCAUUCCCAUGCUCAUUCCAUGCUCAUUCCCAUGCUCAUUCCCAUGCUCAUUCCCAUGCUCAUUCCCAGGCUCAUUCCCAUGCUCAUUCCCAUGCUCAUUCCAUGCUCAUUCCCAUGCUCAUUCCCAUGCUCAUUCCCAUGCUCAUUCCCAUGCUCAUUCCCAUGCUCAUUCCCAUGCUCAUUCCCAUGCUCAUCCCAUGCUCUCCCAUGCUCAUUCCCAUGCUCAUUCCCAUGCUCAUAUCCCAUGCUCAUUCCAUGCUCAUUCCCAUGCUCAUUCCCAUGCUCAUUCCCAUGCUCAUUCCCAUGCUCAUUCCCAUGCUCAUUCCCAUGCUCAUUCCCAUGCUCAUUCCCAUGCUCAUUCCCAUGCUCAUUCCAUGCUCAUUCCCAUGCUCAUUCCCAUGCUCAUUCCCAUGCUCAUUCCCAUGCUCAUUCCCAUGCUCAUUCCCAUGCUCAUUCCCAUGCUCAUCCCCAUGCUCAUCCCCAUGCUCAUCCCCAUGCUCAUCCCCAUGCUCAUCCCAUGCUCAUUCCCAUGCUCAUCCCGCAUGCUCAUCCCAUGCUCAUCCCAUGCUCAUCCCCAUGCUCAUUCCCAUGCUCAUCCCAUGCUCAUCCCCAUGCUCAUUCCCAUGCUCAUCCCAUGCUCAGCCCAUGCUCAUCCCCAUGCUCAUUCCCAUGCUCAUUCCCAUGCUCAUCCCCAUGCUCAUCCCCAUGCUCAUCCCCAUGCUCAUUCCCAUGCUCAUUCCCAUGCUCAUCCCCAUGCUCAUCCCCAUGCUCAUCCCCAUGCUCAUUCCCAUGCUCAUCCCCAUGCUCAUCCCCAUGCUCAUCCCCAUGCUCAUUCCCCAUGCUCAUCCCCAUGCUCAUCCCAUGCUCAUCCCCAUGCUCAUCCCCAUGCUCAUUCCCAUGCUCAUUCCCAUGCUCAUUCCCAUGCUCAUUCCCAUGCUCAUCCCCAUGCUCAUUCCCAUGCUCAUUCCCAUGCUCAUUCCCAUGCUCAUUCCCAUGCUCUAUCCCAUGCUCAUUCCCAUGCUCAUUCCCAUGCUCAUUCCCAUGCUCAUUCCCAUGCUCAUUCCAUGCUCAUUCCCAUGCUCAUUCCCAUGCUCAUUCCCAUGCUCAUUCCCAUGCUCAUUCCCCAUGCUCAUUCCCAUGCUCAUUCCCAUGCUCAUUCCAUGCUCAUUCCCAUGCUCAUUCCCAUGCUCAUUCCCAUGCUCAUUCCCAUGCUCAUUCCCAUGCUCAUUCCCAUGCUCAUUCCCAUGCUCAUUCCAUGCUCAUUCCCAUGCUCAUUCCCAUGCUCAUUCCCAUGCUCAUUCCCAUGCUCAUUCCCAUGCAUUCCAUGCUCAUUCCCAUGCUCAUUCCAUGCUCAUUCCCAUGCUCAUUCCCCAUGCUCAUUCAUUCCCAUGCUCAUCCCAUGCUCAUCCCCAUGCUCAUUCCCAUGCUCAUUCCCAUGCUCAUUCCCCAUGCUCAUUCCCAUGCUCAUCCCCAUGCUCAUCCCCAUGCUCAUCCCCAUGCUCAUCCCCAUGCUCAUUCCCAUGCUCAUUCCCAUGCUCAUUCCCAUGCUCAUCCCCAUGCUCAUCCCAUGCUCAUUCCCCAUGCUCAUCCCCAUGCUCAUUCCCAUGCUCAUCCCAUGCUCAUUCCCAUGCUCAUCCCCAUGCUCAUCCCCAUGCUCAUCCCCAUGCUCAUUCCCAUGCUCAUUCCCAUGCUCAUUCCCCAUGCUCAUUCCCAUGCUCAUUCCCAUGCUCAUCCCCAUGCUCAUUCCCAAUGCUCAUCCCCAUGCUCAUUCCCAUGCUCAUCCCCAUGCUCAUUCCCAUGCUCAUCCCCAUGCUCAUCCCCAUGCUCAUUCCCAUGCUCAUUCCCAUGCUCAUUCCAUGCUCAUUCCCAUGCUCAUCCCCAUGCUCAUCCCCAUGCUCAUUCCCAUGCUCAUCCCCAUGCUCAUUCCCAUGCUCAUCCCCAUGCUCAUUCCCAUGCUCAUUCCCAUGCUCAUCCCAUGCUCAUUCCCAUGCUCAUUCCCAUGCUCAUUCCCAUGCUCAUCCCCAUGCUCAUCCCCAUGCUCAUUCCCAUGCUCAUCCCCAUGCUCAUUCCCAUGCUCAUCCCCAUGCUCAUUCCCAUGCUCAUCCCCAUGCUCAUCCCAUGCUCAUUCCCAUGCUCAUCCCCAUGCUCAUUCCCAUGCUCAUCCCCAUGCUCAUUCCAUGCUCAUCCCCAUGCUCAUUCCCAUGCUCAUCCCCAUGCUCAUCCCCAUGCUCAUUCCCAUGCUCAUUCCCCAUGCUCAUUCCCAUGCUCAUUCCCAUGCUCAUCCCCAUGCUCAUUCCCAUGCUCAUCCCCAUGCUCAUUCCCAUGCUCAUCCCAUGCUCAUUCCCCAUGCUCAUUCCCCAUGCUCAUCCCCAUGCUCAUUCCCAUGCUCAUCCCCAUGCUCAUUCCCAUGCUCAUCCCCAUGCUCAUUCCCAUGCUCAUCCCCAUGCUCAUUCCCAUGCUCAUCCCCAUGCUCAUUCCCAUGCUCAUUCCCAUGCUCAUUCCCAUGCUCAUUCCCAUGCUCAUUCCCAUGCUCAUCCCCAUGCUCAUCCCCAUGCUCAUUCCCAUGCUCAUCCCCAUGCUCAUUCCCAUGCUCAUCCCCAUGCUCAUUCCCAUGCUCAUCCCAUGCUCAUUCCCAUGCUCAUUCCCAUGCUCAUCCCAUGCUCAUCCCAUGCUCAUUCCCCAUGCUCAUCCCCAUGCUCAUUCCCCAUGCUCAUCCCCAUGCUCAUUCCCCAUGCUCAUCCCAUGCUCAUCCCCAUGCUCAUUCCCAUGCUCAUUCCCAUGCUCAUUCCCCAUGCUCAUUCCCAUGCUCAUUCCCAUGCUCAUUCCCAUGCUCAUUCCCAUGCUCAUCCCCAUGCUCAUCCCCAUGCUCAUUCCCAUGCUCAUCCCCAUGCUCAUUCCCAUGCUCAUCCCCAUGCUCAUUCCCAUGCUCAUUCCCAUGCUCAUCCCCAUGCUCAUUCCCAUGCUCAUUCCCAUGCUCAUUCCCAUGCUCAUCCCCAUGCUCAUCCCCAUGCUCAUUCCCAUGCUCAUCCCCAUGCUCAUUCCCAUGCUCAUCCCCAUGCUCAUUCCCAUGCUCAUCCCCAUGCUCAUCCCCAUGCUCAUUCCCAUGCUCAUCCCCAUGCUCAUUCCCAUGCUCUAUCCCCAUGCUCAUCUCCCAUGCUCAUCCCCAUGCUCAUUCCCAUGCUCAUCCCCAUGCUCAUCCCAUGCUCAUUCCCAUGCUCAUUCCCAUGCUCAUUCCCAUGCUCAUUCCCAUGCUCAUCCCCAUGCUCAUCCCCAUGCUCAUUCCCAUGCUCAUCCCCAUGCUCAUUCCCAUGCUCAUCCCCAUGCUCAUCCCCAUGCUCAUUCCCAUGCUCAUCCCCAUGCUCAUUCCCAUGCUCAUCCCCAUGCUCAUUCCCAUGCUCAUCCCCAUGCUCAUUCCCAUGCUCAUCCCAUGCUCAUCCCCAUGCUCAUUCCCAUGCUCAUUCCCAUGCUCAUUCCCAUGCUCAUUCCCCAUGCUCAUCCCCAUGCUCAUCCCCAUGCUCAUCCCCAUGCUCAUCCCCAUGCUCAUUCCCAUGCUCAUCCCCAUGCUCAUUCCCAUGCUCAUCCCCAUGCUCAUUCCCAUGCUCAUUCCCAUGCUCAUUCCCAUGCUCAUUCCCAUGCUCAUCCCCAUGCUCAUCCCCAUGCUCAUGUCCUCAUCUCCCAUGCUCAUCCCCAUGCUCAUCCCCAUGCUCAUUCCCAUGCUCAUCCCCAUGCUCAUUCCCAUGCUCAUUCCCAUGCUCAUCCCAUGCUCAUUCCCAUGCUCAUUCCCAUGCUCAUUCCCCAUGCUCAUUCCCAUGCUCAUCCCCAUGCUCAUUCCCAUGCUCAUUCCCAUGCUCAUCCCCAUGCUCAUUCCCAUGCUCAUCCCCAUGCUCAUUCCCAUGCUCAUCCCCAUGCUCAUCCCCAUGCUCAUUCCCAUGCUCAUCCCCAUGCUCAUUCCCAUGCUCAUCCCCAUGCUCAUUCCCAUGCUCAUCCCCAUGCUCAUUCCCCAUGCUCAUCCCCAUGCUCAUCCCAUGCUCAUUCCCCAUGCUCAUUUCCCAUGCUCAUCCCAUGCUCAUUCCCAUGCUCAUCCCCAUGCUCAUCCCCAUGCUCAUUCCCAUGCUCAUCCCAUGCUCAUUCCCAUGCUCAUCCCCAUGCUCAUCCCCAUGCUCAUUCCCAUGCUCAUCCCCAUGCUCAUUCCCAUGCUCAUCCCCAUGCUCAUUCCCAUGCUCAUCCCCAUGCUCAUUCCCAUGCUCAUCCCCAUGCUCAUCCCCAUGCUCAUUCCCAUGCUCAUUCCCAUGCUCAUUCCCAUGCUCAUUCCCAUGCUCAUUCCCAUGCUCAUUCCCCAUGCUCAUCCCCAUGCUCAUUCCCAUGCUCAUCCCCAUGCUCAUCCCCAUGCUCAUUCCCAUGCUCAUCCCCAUGCUCAUUCCCAUGCUCAUUCCCAUGCUCAUUCCCAUGCUCAUUCCCAUGCUCAUCCCCAUGCUCAUUCCCAUGCUCAUCCCCAUGCUCAUUCCCAUGCUCAUCCCCAUGCUCAUCCCAUGCUCAUUCCCAUGCUCAUCCCCAUGCUCAUUCCCAUGCUCAUCCCCAUGCUCAUUCCCAUGCUCAUCCCCAUGCUCAUUCCCAUGCUCAUCCCCAUGCUCAUCCCAUGCUCAUUCCCAUGCUCAUUCCCAUGCUCAUUCCCAUGCUCAUUCCCAUGCUCAUCCCAUGCUCAUCCCCAUGCUCAUUCCCAUGCUCAUCCCAUGCUCAUUCCCCAUGCUCAUUCCCCAUGCUCAUCCCCAUGCUCAUUCCCAUGCUCAUCCCCAUGCUCAUUCCCAUGCUCAUUCCCCAUGCUCAUCCCCAUGCUCAUUCCCAUGCUCAUCCCCAUGCUCAUUCCCAUGCUCAUCCCAUGCUCAUUCCCAUGCUCAUCCCCAUGCUCAUUCCCCAUGCUCAUUCCCAUGCUCAUUCCCAUGCUCAUUCCCAUGCUCAUUCCCAUGCUCAUCCCAUGCUCAUCCCCAUGCUCAUUCCCAUGCUCAUCCCCAUGCUCAUUCCCAUGCUCAUCCCCAUGCUCAUUCCCAUGCUCAUCCCCAUGCUCAUCCCCAUGCUCAUUCCCAUGCUCAUCCCCAUGCUCAUUCCCAUGCUCAUCCCCAUGCUCAUUCCCAUGCUCAUCCCCAUGCUCAUUCCCAUGCUCAUCCCCAUGCUCAUCCCCAUGCUCAUUCCCAUGCUCAUUCCCAUGCUCAUUCCCAUGCUCAUUCCCAUGCUCAUCCCCAUGCUCAUCCCCAUGCUCAUUCCCAUGCUCAUCCCCAUGCUCAUUCCCAUGCUCAUACCCAUGCUCAUCCCCAUGCUCAUUCCCAUGCUCAUCCCCAUGCUCAUUCCCAUGCUCUCCCAUGCUCAUCCCCAUGCUCAUUCCCAUGCUCAUCCCCAUGCUCAUUCCCAUGCUCAUCCCCAUGCUCAUCCCCAUGCUCAUCCCCAUGCUCAUUCCCAUGCUCAUUCCCAUGCUCAUUCCCAUGCUCAUCCCCAUGCUCAUCCCCAUGCUCAUCCCCAUGCUCAUUCCCAUGCUCAUUCCCAUGCUCAUCCCCAUGCUCAUUCCCAUGCUCAUUCCCAUGCUCAUUCCCAUGCUCAUUCCCAUGCUCAUCCCCAUGCUCAUCCCCAUGCUCAUCCCCAUGCUCAUCCCCAUGCUCAUCCCCAUGCUCAUCCCCAUGCUCAUCCCCAUGCUCAUCCCCAUGCUCAUUCCCAUGCUCAUCCCCAUGCUCAUUCCCAUGCUCAUCCCCAUGCUCAUUCCCAUGCUCAUCCCCAUGCUCAUCCCCAUGCUCAUUCCCAUGCUCAUCCCCAUGCUCAUUCCCAUGCUCAUGCUCAUUCCCAUGCUCAUCCCCAUGCUCAUUCCCAUGCUCAUCCCCAUGCUCAUCCCCAUGCUCAUCCCAUGCCCAUGCUCAUUCCCAUGCUCAUUCCCAUGCUCAUUCCCAUGCUCAUCCCAUGCUCAUCCCCAUGCUCAUUCCCAUGCUCAUCCCCAUGCUCAUUCCCAUGCUCAUCCCCAUGCUCAUUCCCAUGCUCAUCCCCAUGCUCAUCCCAUGCUCAUUCCCAUGCUCAUCCCCAUGCUCAUUCCCAUGCUCAUGCUCAUUCCCAUGCUCAUCCCCAUGCUCAUUCCCAUGCUCAUCCCCAUGCUCAUCCCCAUGCUCAUUCCCAUGCUCAUUCCCAUGCUCAUUCCCAUGCUCAUUCCCAUGCUCAUCCCCAUGCUCAUCCCCAUGCUCAUUCCCAUGCUCAUCCCCAUGCUCAUUCCCAUGCUCAUCCCCAUGCUCAUCCCCAUGCUCAUUCCCAUGCUCAUCCCCAUGCUCAUUCCCAUGCUCAUCCCCAUGCUCAUUCCCAUGCUCAUCCCCAUGCUCAUUCCCAUGCUCAUCCCCAUGCUCAUCCCCAUGCUCCCAUGCUCAUUCCCAUGCUCAUUCCCAUGCUCAUUCCCAUGCUCAUCCCCAUGCUCAUCCCCAUGCUCAUCCCCAUGCUCAUUCCCAUGCUCAUCCCAUGCUCAUUCCCAUGCUCAUUCCCAUGCUCAUUCCCAUGCUCAUUCCCAUGCUCAUCCCCAUGCUCAUUCCCAUGCUCAUUCCCAUGCUCAUUCCCAUGCUCAUUCCCAUGCUCAUUCCCAUGCUCAUCCCCAUGCUCAUUCCCAUGCUCAUCCCCAUGCUCAUCCCCAUGCUCAUCCCCAUGCUCAUCCCCAUGCUCAUUCCCAUGCUCAUCCCCAUGCUCACUCCCAUGCUCAUCCCCAUGCUCAUUCCCAUGCUCAUCCCCAUGCUCAUUCCCAUGCUCAUCCCCAUGCUCAUCCCCAUGCUCAUUCCCAUGCUCAUUCCCAUGCUCAUUCCCAUGCUCAUUCCCAUGCUCAUCCCCAUGCUCAUCCCCAUGCUCAUCCCCAUGCUCAUUCCCAUGCUCAUCCCCAUGCUCAUCCCCAUGCUCAUCCCAUGCUCAUUCCCAUGCUCAUCCCCAUGCUCAUUCCCAUGCUCAUCCCCAUGCUCAUUCCCAUGCUCAUCCCCAUGCUCAUCCCCAUGCUCAUUCCCAUGCUCAUCCCCAUGCUCAUUCCCAUGCUCAUCCCCAUGCUCAUUCCCAUGCUCAUCCCCAUGCUCAUUCCCAUGCUCAUCCCCAUGCUCAUCCCCAUGCUCAUUCCCAUGCUCAUUCCCAUGCUCAUUCCCAUGCUCAUUCCCAUGCUCAUCCCCAUGCUCAUCCCCAUGCUCAUCCCCAUGCUCAUCCCCAUGCUCAUUCCCAUGCUCAUCCCCAUGCUCAUUCCCAUGCUCAUUCCCAUGCUCAUUCCCAUGCUCAUUCCCAUGCUCAUCCCAUGCUCAUCCCCAUGCUCAUCCCCAUGCUCAUCCCCAUGCUCAUCCCCAUGCUCAUCCCCAUGCCUCAUCCCCAUGCUCAUCCCAUGCUCAUCCCAUGCUCAUUCCCAUGCUCAUCCCCAUGCUCAUUCCCAUGCUCAUCCCCAUGCUCAUUCCCAUGCUCAUUCCAUGCUCAUCCCAUGCUCAUUCCCAUGCUCAUCCCCAUGCUCAUUCCCAUGCUCAUCCCCAUGCUCAUUCCCAUGCUCAUCCCCAUGCUCAUUCCCAUGCUCAUCCCCAUGCUCAUCCCCAUGCUCAUUCCCAUGCUCAUUCCCAUGCUCAUUCCCAUGCUCAUUCCAUGCUCAUCCCCAUGCUCAUCCCCAUGCUCAUUCCCAUGCUCAUCCCCAUGCUCAUUCCCAUGCUCAUCCCCAUGCUCAUUCCCAUGCUCAUCCCCAUGCUCAUCCCCAUGCUCAUUCCCAUGCUCAUCCCCAUGCUCAUUCCCAUGCUCAUCCCCAUGCUCAUUCCCAUGCUCAUCCCCAUGCUCAUUCCCAUGCUCAUCCCCAUGCUCAUCCCCAUGCUCAUUCCCAUGCUCAUUCCCAUGCUCAUUCCCAUGCUCCAUGCUCAUCCCCAUGCUCAUCCCCAUGCUCAUUCCCAUGCUCAUCCCCAUGCUCAUUCCCAUGCUCAUCCCCAUGCUCAUCCCCAUGCUCAUUCCCAUGCUCAUCCCCAUGCUCAUUCCCAUGCUCAUCCCCAUGCUCAUUCCCAUGCUCAUCCCCAUGCUCAUUCCCAUGCUCAUCCCCAUGCUCAUCCCCAUGCUCAUUCCCAUGCUCAUUCCCAUGCUCAUUCCCAUGCUCAUUCCCAUGCUCAUCCCCAUGCUCAUCCCCAUGCUCAUCCCCAUGCUCAUUCCCAUGCUCAUUCCCAUGCUCAUCCCCAUGCUCAUUCCCAUGCUCAUUCCCAUGCUCAUUCCCAUGCUCAUUCCCAUGCUCAUCCCCAUGCUCAUUCCCAUGCUCAUUCCCAUGCUCAUUCCCAUGCUCAUUCCCAUGCUCAUUCCCAUGCUCAUCCCCAUGCUCAUUCCCAUGCUCAUCCCCAUGCUCAUUCCCCAUGCUCAUCCCCAUGCUCAUCCCCAUGCUCAUUCCCAUGCUCAUCCCCAUGCUCAUUCCCAUGCUCAUCCCCAUGCUCAUUCCCAUGCUCAUCCCCAUGCUCAUUCCCAUGCUCAUCCCCAUGCUCAUCCCAUGCUCAUUCCCAUGCUCAUUCCCAUGCUCAUUCCCAUGCUCAUUCCCAUGCUCAUCCCCAUGCUCAUCCCCAUGCUCAUCCCCAUGCUCAUUCCCAUGCUCAUCCCCAUGCUCAUCCCCAUGCUCAUUCCCAUGCUCAUUCCCAUGCUCAUUCCCAUGCUCAUUCCCAUGCUCAUCCCCAUGCUCAUUCCCAUGCUCAUCCCCAUGCUCAUCCCCAUGCUCAUUCCCAUGCUCAUUCCCAUGCUCAUUCCCAUGCUCAUUCCCAUGCUCAUUCCCAUGCUCAUUCCCAUGCUCAUUCCCAUGCUCAUAUCCAUGCUCAUCCCCAUGCUCAUUCCCAUGCUCAUCCCCAUGCUCAUCCCAUGCUCAUUCCAUGCUCAUUCCCAUGCUCAUUCCCAUGCUCAUUCCCAUGCUCAUUCCCAUGCUCAUUCCCAUGCUCAUUCCCAUGCUCAUUCCCAUGCUCAUUCCCAUGCUCAUUCCCAUGCUCAUUCCCAUGCUCAUUCCCAUGCUCAUUCCCAUGCUCAUUCCCAUGCUCAUUCCCAUGCUCAUCCCCAUGCUCAUCCCCAUGCUCAUUCCCAUGCUCAUCCCCAUGCUCAUUCCCAUGCUCAUUCCCAUGCUCAUUCCCAUGCUCAUUCCCAUGCUCAUUCCCCAUGCUCAUUCCCAUGCUCAUUCCCAUGCUCAUUCCCCUGCUCAUUCCCAUGCUCAUUCCCAUGCUCAUUCCCAUGCUCAUUCCCAUGCUCAUUCCCAUGCUCAUUCCCAUGCUCAUUCCCAUGCUCAUUCCCAUGCUCAUCCCCAUGCUCAUUCCCAUGCUCAUCCCCAUGCUCAUCCCCAUGCUCAUUCCCAUGCUCAUUCCCAUGCUCAUUCCCAUGCUCAUUCCCAUGCUCAUCCCCCAUGCUCAUUCCCAUGCUCAUCCCCAUGCUCAUCCCCAUGCUCAUUCCCAUGCUCAUUCCCAUGCUCAUUCCCAUGCUCAUUCCCAUGCUCAUUCCAUGCUCAUUCCCAUGCUCAUUCCCAUGCUCAUUCCCAUGCUCAUCCCCAUGCUCAUUCCCAUGCUCAUCCCCAUGCUCAUCCCCAUGCUCAUUCCCAUGCUCAUUCCCAUGCUCAUUCCCAUGCUCAUUCCCAUGCUCAUUCCCAUGCUCAUUCCCAUGCUCAUUCCCAUGCUCAUUCCCAUGCUCAUUCCCAUGCUCAUCCCCAUGCUCAUUCCCAUGCUCAUCCCCAUGCUCAUCCCCAUGCUCAUUCCCAUGCUCAUUCCCAUGCUCAUUCCCAUGCUCAUUCCCAUGCUCAUCCCCAUGCUCAUUCCCAUGCUCAUCCCCAUGCUCAUCCCCAUGCUCAUUCCCAUGCUCAUUCCCAUGCUCAUUCCCAUGCUCAUUCCCAUGCUCAUUCCCAUGCUCAUUCCCAUGCUCAUUCCCAUGCUCAUCCCCAUGCUCAUCCCAUGCUCAUUCCCCAUGCUCAUUCCCCAUGCUCAUCCCCAUGCUCAUUCCCAUGCUCAUUCCCAUGCUCAUUCCCAUGCUCAUUCCCAUGCUCAUUCCCAUGCUCAUUCCCAUGCUCAUUCCCAUGCUCAUUCCCAUGCUCAUUCCCAUGCUCAUUCCCAUGCUCAUUCCCAUGCUCAUUCCCAUGCUCAUUCCCAUGCUCAUUCCCAUGCUCAUCCCAUGCUCAUCCCAUGCUCAUUCCCAUGCUCAUUCCCAUGCUCAUCCCCAUGCUCAUUCCCCAUGCUCAUUCCCAUGCUCAUUCCCAUGCUCAUUCCCCAUGCUCAUCCCCAUGCUCAUUCCCAUGCUCAUCCCCAUGCUCAUUCCCAUGCUCAUCCCCAUGCUCAUUCCCAUGCUCAUCCCCAUGCUCAUUCCCCAUGCUCAUCCCCAUGCUCAUUCCCAUGCUCAUCCCCAUGCUCAUUCCCAUGCUCAUCCCCAUGCUCAUUCCCAUGCUCAUCCCCAUGCUCAUUCCCAUGCUCAUUCCCAUGCUCAUUCCCAUGCUCAUUCCCAUGCUCAUUCCCAUGCUCAUCCCAUGCUCAUUCCCAUGCUCAUCCCCAUGCUCAUUCCCAUGCUCAUCCCCAUGCUCAUUCCCAUGCUCAUUCCCCAUGCUCAUUCCCAUGCUCAUUCCCAUGCUCAUCCCCAUGCUCAUUCCCAUGCUCAUCCCCAUGCUCAUUCCCAUGCUCAUCCCCAUGCUCAUCCCCAUGCUCAUCCCCAUGCUCAUCCCCAUGCUCAUCCCCAUGCUCAUUCCCAUGCUCAUCCCCAUGCUCAUUCCCAUGCUCAUCCCCAUGCUCAUUCCCAUGCUCAUUCCCAUGCUCAUUCCCAUGCUCAUUCCCAUGCUCAUCCCCAUGCUCAUUCCCAUGCUCCAUUCCCAUGCUCAUUCCCAUGCUCAUUCCCAUGCUCAUUCCCAUGCUCAUUCCCAUGCUCAUUCCCAUGCUCAUUCCCAUGCUCAUUCCCAUGCUCAUUCCCAUGCUCAUUCCCAUGCUCAUUCCCAUGCUCAUCCCCAUGCUCAUUCCCAUGCUCAUCCCAUGCUCAUCCCAUGCUCAUUCCCAUGCUCAUUCCCAUGCUCAUUCCCAUGCUCAUUCCCAUGCUCAUCCCCAUGCUCAUUCCCAUGCUCAUUCCCAUGCUCAUUCCCAUGCUCAUUCCCAUGCUCAUUCCCAUGCUCAUUCCCAUGCUCAUUCCCAUGCUCAUUCCCAUGCUCAUUCCCAUGCUCAUUCCCAUGCUCAUCCCCAUGCUCAUCCCCAUGCUCAUCCCCAUGCUCAUUCCCAUGCUCAUUCCCAUGCUCAUUCCCAUGCUCAUUCCCAUGCUCAUUCCCAUGCUCAUUCCCAUGCUCAUUCCCAUGCUCAUUCCCAUGCUCAUUCCCAUGCUCAUUCCCAUGCUCAUUCCCAUGCUCAUUCCCAUGCUCAUUCCCAUGCUCAUUCCCAUGCUCAUUCCCAUGCUCAUCCCAUGCUCAUUCCCAUGCUCAUCCCCAUGCUCAUUCCCAUGCUCAUUCCCAUGCUCAUUCCCAUGCUCAUCCCCAUGCUCAUCCCCAUGCUCAUUCCCAUGCUCAUCCCCAUGCUCAUUCCCAUGCUCAUCCCCAUGCUCAUUCCCAUGCUCAUCCCCAUGCUCAUCCCCAUGCUCAUCCCCAUGCUCAUUCCCAUGCUCAUCCCCAUGCUCAUUCCCAUGCUCAUCCCCAUGCUCAUUCCCAUGCUCAUCCCCAUGCUCAUUCCCAUGCUCAUCCCCAUGCUCAUUCCCAUGCUCAUUCCCAUGCUCAUUCCCAUGCUCAUUCCCAUGCUCAUCCCCAUGCUCAUCCCCAUGCUCAUUCCCAUGCUCAUCCCCAUGCUCAUUCCCAUGCUCAUUCCCAUGCUCAUUCCCAUGCUCAUCCCAUGCUCAUUCCCAUGCUCAUCCCCAUGCUCAUUCCCAUGCUCAUCCCCAUGCUCAUUCCCAUGCUCAUCCCCAUGCUCAUUCCCAUGCUCAUCCCCAUGCUCAUUCCAUGCUCAUCCCAUGCUCAUCCCCAUGCUCAUCCCAUGCUCAUUCCCAUGCUCAUCCCCAUGCUCAUUCCCAUGCUCAUCCCCAUGCUCAUUCCCAUGCUCAUCCCCAUGCUCAUUCCCAUGCUCAUUCCCAUGCUCAUCCCCAUGCUCAUUCCCAUGCUCAUCCCCAUGCUCAUCCCCAUGCUCAUUCCCAUGCUCAUUCCCAUGCUCAUCCCCAUGCUCAUUCCCAUGCUCAUCCCCAUGCUCAUUCCCAUGCUCAUCCCCAUGCUCAUUCCCAUGCUCAUUCCCAUGCUCAUCCCCAUGCUCAUUCCCAUGCUCAUCCCCAUGCUCAUUCCCAUGCUCAUCCCCAUGCUCAUCCCCAUGCUCAUCCCCAUGCUCAUCCCCAUGCUCAUCCCCAUGCUCAUUCCCAUGCUCAUCCCCAUGCUCAUUCCCAUGCUCAUCCCCAUGCUCAUCCCCAUGCUCAUCCCCAUGCUCAUCCCCAUGCUCAUCCCCAUGCUCAUUCCCAUGCUCAUCCCAUGCUCAUUCCCAUGCUCAUCCCAUGCUCAUUCCCAUGCUCAUCCCCAUGCUCAUCCCCAUGCUCAUUCCCAUGCUCAUCCCCAUGCUCAUCCCCAUGCUCAUUCCCAUGCUCAUCCCCAUGCUCAUUCCCAUGCUCAUCCCCAUGCUCAUUCCCAUGCUCAUCCCCAUGCUCAUCCCCAUGCUCAUCCCAUGCUCAUUCCCAUGCUCAUCAUCUAUCCCAUGCUCAUUCCCAUGCUCAUUCCCAUGCUCAUUCCCAUGCUCAUUCCCAUGCUCAUUCCCAUGCUCAUUCCCAUGCUCAUUCCCAUGCUCAUUCCCAUGCUCAUUCCCAUGCUCAUUCCCAUGCUCAUUCCCAUGCUCAUUCCCCAUGCUCAUUCCCAUGCUCAUCCCCAUGCUCAUUCCCAUGCUCAUUCCCCAUGCUCAUUCCCAUGCUCAUUCCAUGCUCAUUCCCAUGCUCAUUCCCAUGCUCAUUCCCAUCUCAUUCCCAUGCUCAUUCCCAUGCUCAUUCCCAUGCUCAUUCCCAUGCUCAUUCCCAUGCUCAUCCCCAUGCUCAUUCCCAUGCUCAUUCCCAUGCUCAUUCCCAUGCUCAUUCCCCAUGCUCAUUCCCAUGCUCAUUCCCAUGCUCAUUCCCCAUGCUCAUUCCCAUGCUCAUUCCCAUGCUCAUCCCAUGCUCAUCCCCAUGCUCAUUCCCAUGCUCAUCCCCAUGCUCAUCCCAUGCUCAUCCCAUGCUCAUCCCAUGCUCAUCCCCAUGCUCAUCCCCAUGCUCAUCCCCAUGCUCAUUCCCAUGCUCAUCCCCAUGCUCAUUCCCAUGCUCAUCCCCAUGCUCAUUCCCAUGCUCAUCCCCAUGCUCAUCCCCAUGCUCAUUCCCAUGCUCAUUCCCCAUGCUCAUUCCCAUGCUCAUCCCCAUGCUCAUUCCCAUGCUCAUCCCAUGCUCAUCCCAUGCUCAUCCAUGCUCAUUCCAUGCUCAUUCCCAUGCUCAUUCCCAUGCUCAUUCCCAUGCUCAUCCCCAUGCUCAUCCCCAUGCUCAUUCCCAUGCUCAUCCCAUGCUCAUUCCCAUGCUCAUUCCCAUGCUCAUUCCAUGCUCAUUCCCAUGCUCAUCCCCAUGCUCAUUCCCAUGCUCAUUCCCAUGCUCAUCCCAUGCUCAUCCCAUGCUCAUUCCCAUGCUCAUUCCCCAUGCUCAUUCCCCAUGCUCAUCCCCAUGCUCAUUCCCCAUGCUCAUCCCCAUGCUCAUUCCCAUGCUCAUCCCCAUGCUCAUUCCCAUGCUCAUCCCCAUGCUCAUUCCCCAUGCUCAUCCCCAUGCUCAUCCCCAUGCUCAUUCCCCAUGCUCAUUCCCAUGCUCAUCCCCAUGCUCAUUCCCAUGCUCAUCCCCAUGCUCAUUCCCAUGCUCAUCCCAUGCUCAUUUCCCAUGCUCAUUCCCAUGCUCAUCCCAUGCUCAUUCCCAUGCUCAUCCCCAUGCUCAUCCCCAUGCUCAUUCCCAUGCUCAUCCCCAUGCUCAUUCCCCAUGCUCAUCCCAUGCUCAUCCCAUGCUCAUUCCCAUGCUCAUCCCCAUGCUCAUUCCCAUGCAUCAUUCCCAUGCUCAUCCCCAUGCUCAUUCCCAUGCUCAUCCCCAUGCUCAUCCCCAUGCUCAUUCCCAUGCUCAUCCCCAUGCUCAUCCCCAUGCUCAUCCCCAUGCUCAUUCCCAUGCUCAUCCCCAUGCUCAUUCCCAUGCUCAUCCCAUGCUCAUUCCCCAUGCUCAUCCCCAUGCUCAUUCCCAUGCUCAUCCCCAUGCUCAUCCCCAUGCUCAUCCCCAUGCUCAUUCCCAUGCUCAUCCCCAUGCUCAUUCCCAUGCUCAUCCCCAUGCUCAUUCCCAUGCUCAUCCCCAUGCUCAUCCCCAUGCUCAUCCCCAUGCUCAUCCCCAUGCUCAUCCCCAUGCUCAUUCCCAUGCUCAUUCCCCAUGCUCAUUCCCCAUGCUCAUCCCCAUGCUCAUCCCCAUGCUCAUCCCAUGCUCAUCCCCAUGCUCAUCCCCAUGCUCAUCCCAUGCUCAUCCCCAUGCUCAUUCCCCAUGCUCAUCCCCAUGCUCAUCCCCAUGCUCAUCCCCAUGCUCAUUCCCAUGCUCAUCCCCAUGCUCAUUCCCAUGCUCAUCCCCAUGCUCAUUCCCAUGCUCAUCCCCAUGCUCAUCCCCAUGCUCAUCUCAUCCCAUGCUCAUCCCAUGCUCAUCCCAUGCUCAUUCCCAUGCUCAUCCCAUGCUCAUUCCCAUGCUCAUCCCCAUGCUCUCCCCAUGCUCAUCCCCAUGA
Molecule: messenger RNA, 19554 nt
Organism: Closterium sp. Naga37s-1
Lineage: Eukaryota; Viridiplantae; Streptophyta; Zygnematophyceae; Desmidiales; Closteriaceae
Source: the annotation of a GenBank genome assembly